CUGGUUGGUUCAGCUCCAAAUUUUCCACACGGCAUUGCUGAUUCGUUGGAGCGUAUAUCUGACCUGGGUGCGAAGUACAACAUUCCGGUACACGUCGACUGCUGUCUGGGCGGCUUUCUGCUGCCGUUUAUGGAAAAAGCCGGUUUUGAGAUGGACGAGAUGUUCGACUUCCGUCUUCGAGGCGUCACCAGCAUCUCGUGCGAUACCCACAAGUACGGCUUCGCACCAAAGGGCACGUCGGUGCUGAUUUACCGGCACGAGAAACUUCUUCACCACCAGUUCUUCUGCCAGCCUGAUUGGAUGGGCGGCAUCUACGCGUCGUCUACUUUGGCCGGCAGUCGUUCCGGUGCAAACAUCGCUGCUUGCUGGGCUACUAUGAUGCAUUUUGGAAUCGAGGGAUACGUCGAAACGACAAAGAAGAUAAUCGAUACCACUCGAAUGAUUGAAAAGCGACUGAGAGCGAUUCAGGGAAUACACGUCAUCGGCAGUCCGAAGCUGAGCGUGUUGGCUUUUACGUCGUCGUUGUUCAACAUAUACGCAUUAUCCUCUCGAAUGAGCAAACGAGGAUGGAGUCUCACAAUCCUGCAGAGUCCACCUGCGGUUCAUUUAUGUGUGACAAUGAAUCAUACGAGAGCGAAUGUUGCUGAAGAGUUCUUAAGCGACAUCGAGCAGGUGGCUACCGAACUUGUCGAAAAACCUGACAACACCGUUGAAGGAACGUUGUCUCUGGCAGCCUAUCUUUGCCCAUGUCUGUUGAAGAUUUUACGAGAUGAAUGA
Molecule: messenger RNA, 777 nt
Organism: Soboliphyme baturini
Lineage: Eukaryota; Metazoa; Nematoda; Enoplea; Dioctophymatida; Soboliphymatidae
Source: the annotation of a GenBank genome assembly